CAUACUAGGGUUCCUUCUCCUCGACAAGGAGCCAUCCUCCCUCUCUGCCUCUUCUCUUCUGUCUUCCUCUCCUCAGAUGACCCGUUUGGCAGCCACUUGCAGCCGAGACACAUCAUGAGCUUACGAAAACUAAGUUUCAAAUGGUUCGGCAGCCUGACCAACCUCACUUUUCGCCGCUCCACUGAAAAAUCCGACUCCAAGUCGAAGUCUGGAGCCGGAGCAGGAUGUUCACCUGGAGAUGACUGCGAUGGUGGGUCCAUCUUAACUCCGGUGUCUGAGACGUCCCUGGACGACAUGGAGGCGAUGCGUCCUCGCACUGCCAGCUAUGUUCGCUCCAGUGAGAGCUACACUCAUGUGGGCACGCUGCCACGACUGCUGAUGAGGAAGAAGGACAGGAGCAGUAAAGGAUCCAGCAGCAGCAGCAGCAGCAGCAGUAAGAAGAGUAAAGACAAGAGCAGCAUCAGCAGGAGUCAAAGCCAGCGACCUGCAGGGGAACAAAGCCACAGAUAUCUGCUCUCAGGUGGAGGUGAAGAUGCAGUGAAAGCUGACAGUGGGCUCAAACCAAACUUUCCCAAGACACUGCCAGAACCUGAAGCUGAACUUAAAGCCUCAAACAUCCAAAACAGCAUCUGUGAAGCUGCUUGUGAGGAUGUGUCACCAUCUGCUGGUUCAAGUGCAGAACUCCAGGCAGGCGGUGACCUGAACCUUGGAGUCAUGGAGGAGGCUUCAUCAGCUGCACUGAGUCCCGGGGAUGAUGGAACUCUGGAAGUUGACGGGCCUGUUUCUGAGCUAAAGGAGGAGGCAGCAAACAAAGAGCUGACAGAAGGAGCAGACAAAGAAAACCACGAAUCUGACAGCCCCAUGGAGCCGGCAGAGAACCACGCUGAAUAUGUUCAAUUCUCCAAGGAGAAGUAUCUGCUGGAGUCUCCCCCCGAGAAACUUCGUAAGGAGCUGGAGGAGGAGCUGAAACUGAGCCCUGCUGACAUCAGGAGCCAUGGCUGGUACCAUGGACACAUACCCAGAGAGGUGUCAGAGACUCUGGUUUUGCGCAACGGAGAUUUCCUGGUUCGUGACUCUCUGACCAGUGUGGGCGACUACGUUCUGACCUGUCGAUGGGAUAAUGAGGUGUUGCACUUCAAGAUCAGUAAAGUUCUGGUCAAAUCCAAUGAGACGAAGGUGCAGUAUAUGCUGGAGUCUGACAGUUUCGACUCGGUCCAGGAGCUCGUGCGGUUUUACGUGGGCCAACGUAAACCGGUCUCCCAGUCCAGCACUGUCCACAUCUACUGUCCAGUCAGCAGAACUCUUCCUCUGCGCUACCUGGAGGCCACGUUCGCCCUCUCCAACAGCAAGCAGGGCUCGGCCUACUCGCCGUCCAGUCAGAGGGGAGCGUACAUCAAGAGGAGGAGCGUCACCAUGACGGACGGGCUGACGACGGAGAAGAUGAUACCUCACAGCCCGUCGACAAUCCACCACCACAAAGAUGCAAUGCGGAACUGUGCGAUGAGCAUGGACCAGAUUCAGGAGUAUCGCUGCCCCUUGUCACCUGUUGGAGAAACUCCACUGUCUCCUGCAUACAGUGCUAUCACCAGGCAGAGAGCCCACUCAGGCGGACGGGUCCUGGCCGUCGUCCCUCCCUCCCCCGUGAUGCGACGCUCCAGCGACCCCCAGCUCAGCCCCUCAGCCAGUAACAACCCUGCAGAGUUUCCCGCUCACACCUCUCACUCGGCGCACUCCUCACCCGCCCAUCAUCCCAGCUACCAACCGCAUUCCUCGGAAACAGCAGGGAGCUACUGUGACCUCAGACCGUGUCCCUCCGGGCCUCCCAAACCUCCCGCUAAGAGCUAUGUAGAGCGAUUGCGAGUGGAGGAAGGCAGGGAGGAGGGAGCAAGAGAGGAAGGAGAGGGGAUGUUCAGCGCCCCGCAGGUGGAGACAGCUUCUUCAUUCAGGCCAUCCAGGUACGAGUCUUGCCUCAUGCCGGCUGAGAAUAAGCCUCUGGAGAUGUCUGUGCUGAAGAGAGUCAAAGAGCUGCUGGCUGAGGUGGACGCAAGGACUGCGGCUAAACACAUCACCAUGGUGGACUGCAUGGUUGCUAGAAUAUUAGGUGUGUCCUCAGAAAUGCAAAGGAUGAUGGGAGUGUCCUCAGGGCUGGAGUUACUGACACUACCACACGGACACCAGCUCAGACUCGACCUACUGGAGAGGUUCUACACCAUGUCCAUCAUGAUGGCCGUGGACCUCCUCGGCUGCACAGGGAGCACCGAGGAGAGGGCGGCGCUGCUCCAUAAGACCAUCCAAUUAGCAGCAGAGUUGAAAAGCAAUCUGGGCAACAUGUUCGGCUUUGCUGCUGUGAUGAGAGCCCUGGAGCUGCCGCAGAUUUCCCGCCUGGAGCAGACGUGGGUAACUUUACGCCAGAGACAUACAGAGGGGGCUAUUCUAUAUGAAAAGAAACUCAAACCUUUCAUGAAGAAUAUGAAUGAUGGCAAAGAGUCCAGUGCUCUGUCGAACACCUCCUUCCCCCACAUCAUUCCCGUCCUGUCGUUACUGGAGCGAGGUGUUGCUCUCGGGGAAACGCUGGAGCCCUGGGAGAGUGCAGAGGUGGGAGUGGAUGUGGUCAUGUACCACCUGGAGGCAGCUCGUACCAUCGCACAUCACGGGGGAAUCUACAGAACCAACACAGAGACCAAACUGCAGGGAUUUCAGGAGCGAGCAGAGAUUCGCGAGAUCUUCCAGACGGAGUUUCAGAUGCGUCUCCUGUGGGGCAGCCGUGGCUCCGAGGGCAGCCAAUCGGAGCGCUACGAGAAGUUCGACAAGGUCCUCACCGCCCUAUCGCACAAGCUAGAGCCUCCGGUGCGCCACAGCGAGCUAUAGCAGCCGCCCCGACCUUCACCCGACGUCGCCAAAACACUUUGCACUUACUGCUCAUAGUGGUACGGUCUUGUUUUGCAUCAAUAACGUGGGAGCUUGAACACUGGGAGAAGAGAGCGAAUGAAGAGGCAGCUAACAGAGCAUGUGCAGUGAGCAGGAGGAAAACAGGAAGGAGAGUCUCACUUUUACACGUGUUGCACUCACUUUGGACUCAGAAAUAAGGCACAGAGUGUCUUCUGUUCCUCUCGGUGGACACUCAGUGCUAAAAUAUUUAAAUGCAAGGGAGAGGAGACGAGCUGAGUGGAGAAGAAGAGAAGGGUGUCCAGCUCUUCUAGUACAAUGACAGUGUACGGUGUCCCCAGAGGGCCAAACAGAGCUACAGAUUUGGCUUUGCUCCAGUAAAACAAAGACACUCAACUACUGUCACACGCUGUAGCCGAAAUGACAACAAUAACUUACAUAGCUCAUAUAUAAAUGUUAAGUCUGUGCGAGUGAAUGUGUGCGUGCGUGUCAGUAAGCGCGUUUCAGUUCCUUCAUUUUAAUGUUUCAUGUGCUGUUAUUUUUUGUCGUAUUUAUUUGUUUUUGAUCAAUGGACAUCGAAACAUUCUGGACAUUGCUUCAUGAGAAUCCGUCAGCGGUCAUUCUGAGGAAAACCCUGUUCAUAAAACUCAUUAAAGAUGUAUCAAGCAGUCCCAUUGAAUCCCAUUAAAAAUGUAUCAGGCAUGAAUUAAUAAAUGUAUCAGAAAUGAAACAUUUGCAGAAGUAAUGCAGCAACUUCGAUGUGAAGGGCUUCGCGAGUUGUUAAAAAUGUUAAGAGAACAAAGCAACCUCCUGCUGUUGUGGCUGUUUGACUAACACAUUCGAUAUUGUGUGUCCUGUGCACCAAAUGUAGCUAAAAACAGCAUCGUGAAAGAAAUAUGGAAUGUAUACACCUUACAGUUAAAGCAAUGUUUCACUUAGUGUAUAAACAUUUAUGAAUAUGCUUUGGUUCGGCCCGAGCUUCAGUUUUUUGCUGAAAUGGUUUAAAAGGGUGAUGCACGCGCUUCUAAAUGUUACACCGAGUCAAAUGUUGCUUUAAUAGCAUUUUAAAUAUAAAGAAACUUGAGAAAUAUACAAACGAUUCAGUGAGGAUAUUUUGUAUCUGUGGAGAAUCUUAAAUGACGAAUGAAAAUCCGUCAUCUUGAAUUAUUUUUCAGUUGUAAUUGAGUUCUUUUCAGUUUGAAAACUGAAUGAAGUGAUGUGUACACCACAGCUGGGCUACAGAGAAUGUCUUCAAUGGAUGAGUGCUUUCAAAUCUGUGUUUCAGCAAUAGAGCUAAAAUGGCUGGAGUCAUUUUUCUUUCUGUGGGGAUUACAUUUUGGUGGACUCUUCAGUGUUACAUUUCUGCUGUAUUAACAGUAUACGGGCCUGAGAGGGCCGGAUCCGACUCUCACAGAUAUGCAAUCACUUCAACCAAGGGCUGAGACCCCUGAGGAACAAACUCCCACUUAGACUACAUGAAUCCUGAACCUUUCCUCUCCAAAUAGAUGAUCUAUAUGUGGAUGGAAGUCAUAUCAGAUCACACUCAAACAGAAAUAAUUCUGGAAAUGUUCCUUCUACUCUUGACUUGCUUAUUGGAGAUUCUUAAACGGGUGUUUGUUUGAGUUCAACCUCCAUUUUCUACUCUGGCAGCAGAUCACAGGUUAUGAGUUAAGGAAUCAUGUGCCAGUUCCUAUUGUAGUCCAACAGGGGGCACUAUAGUCAGCAGAAAAAGAAAAAAAAUACACUGAAUCAUUAAUUGUAGUACUGAAGACAUAUACACACAUAUAUGAGACAUGUAUUGUGUGUGUUCUGAGACCAAGAGGAUGCCUACUGGUUUAGGUCUGAUAACACUGAUGAUGUGAAAUGUUUUUAUUUGUCCUCUGAUGAAUGAUGUACAGGAAUGCCCCGACAGCGCGUGGAUCCUCCUGUUGUGUUUGACAGAACCGUAUGAGAUGAACUCGAAAAGCAAAAAAAAAAAAAAAAAAGAAGUGAUGUAAGACUGAUCUCAUGUUUUUUACGUACUGUACAUAGCAAUUCACUUUUUUCAAAUAAAACGAUUGCUUGUG
This is a messenger RNA of Acanthochromis polyacanthus (spiny chromis), 4952 nucleotides long. RefSeq names its product SH2 domain containing 3Ca (gene sh2d3ca). Gene Ontology annotation, biological process: positive regulation of peptidyl-serine phosphorylation; small GTPase-mediated signal transduction. The record is from RefSeq and is a predicted model, not a curated record. The transcript has 15 exons. Gene Ontology annotation, molecular function: phosphotyrosine residue binding; guanyl-nucleotide exchange factor activity. Lineage: Eukaryota; Metazoa; Chordata; Actinopteri; Pomacentridae. Bases 115 to 2868 code for a protein of 917 amino acids.